AUGGCGACGCCAGAGACGAUCCCUUUCCCAGCGAGCGAAGACCGAAAGCGUCGAGCUGAAGACCCGUCUGUCGACACCAUCAGCACGAAGAAGGUGCGAGCGGACGACCACCAACAGGAGCAACGGUCCAAUGCUGUGGUCCCGCCUCCGUCUGUCGACAUUGUAAGCACGAAGAAAGUGCAACCGUACGAUCAUCAGCAAGAGCGAUGGUUCAGUGCUGUGGCCUUGACGAAGGCGUGGGCGACGCUGGAAGACGGUCGACGCCGUAUCUACGAACUGAUCACGGAACCUUUCGAGCUUGCGAAGCAUCGUGACCAAUACACCGAGCGGCACGUGAAGUCCUGCAAGGAUACUCUGCUGUACAUCAAGCAGGAGAGCAUCACGGUCGGCAUCAGUGGCGGGUCCGUUGAAGACAGGGACUCGACGCUCAAGUCUCUCCUUCAUCAUUUUGAAGAUCCGCUCAGGAAGCUUGGUGUCAUCAUGGUGGACGCUGCGGAACGUCAGGCCGCUGGACAUCUUAUUAUCCUGACAGAUGUCGCAGGCUCGAAAGACGACCCUGUGGUGUCCGAACAAGUGAAAGCUAUGUGUGCUCUUGGAAACAAAAGAGUUGUGGUAGUGGUGCCACAUCCCGACAAAGUCGACGGCGAUGCUGGCCUAGCGCAGACACAAGACCAAGCGAACAAGAUCCUGGAGCUCCUAGCCGAGUGUGCUCGGCUGCGGUCAUUGGUAGAUAAUAUCGACAACAGAAUAGUGGGAUAUGAGGAGGCCGGCAACUUCGCUCAAGCUGGAAAAGACGGCCAGGAGAAGAGAAAGGCCGAAGUGCAGGCAAAGCUCGCCGACAACAAACUUGAGGCGUAUCGCUUAGGCCUGCGAAAUAAGCACAACGCAGCUGUGGUUGUGGAGAAUCUUGCGAAGUCUUGCAAAGCUGCUGCGUUGGUACCUGUUCUCUACAUCGCAAAUGGGCCAUACGCCGAACACCUGGCUGGCCAUUCAACGAAGGCCAGUCCAAUGCUGUCGGUCGAGCAAACGAACAUCCCGAAGUUGCGCGGACUGAUUGCCUCGUUUCCUAACGAAGUACUUCUGAAAGAAGCGCGCCUUCGUCAAAACACUGCUAUUCCGGAGCUGUUCAUGCGACUGCAUUCAUACGCCUCGGGAGAGGUCAGGGAGCGAAAACUGGACCUGGACGUACACUUGAAGUUCCCAGAGUCCCAGUCCGAUCGAUUGAUUCAGCAGCACUUCGAACAGCUCGGAAGGAAGCUCCGAAGUGCCAUCAAUACAGCCGUUAAGGACAAAGUACAAGGCUGGGCGACCCAAGCUGGCAUCCUCUGCACUAAAUACGAGGCGCAAGUCAGCUCUGACGUGUUCCUUACGAUCAUGAAACGCCACGGUCGCCGCCCAUCCAGUGGCGGCCGUCCUCCUAUCGAUAUGAGCUCGGAUCUGGUCGGGAUUAGCUCAUCGACCAUGCAGCACAUAUUCGGCAGGCCCGUUGACCUUGUCGUCCACAAAUUCGUCCGUUCUCUUACUCGAGACAUCGACACAUUGUCUGGCAACCUUGCCUCGAAAUUACAGGACACUUUCUCCGUCAACUUCGACGCAUCGAUACGAAGUCUGAAUAGGGCCAAGACUCGAUUCCAAAUAAGCGUGGAGACCACGACCAGCAAUAUCCUUGGUGGGAUGAAAGAACUCGAAAGAAAGGCAUGCGCGCCGGGAGAGGAUACAUACCUGCUCACUGCGAUGGUUCCGAUCUAUGAGCAAGUAUGGCAGCUUCAAGUCAAUGCCAUCGAUCCCGUGACCAAGGAGAAAACCAAGGAAAAAAACCGAGACCCGCGUCCGCCAGAAGGUUGGGCAAAUGCACGCAAAGCCGCAAUCAGAAAAGGCGUUGCCCAGGUCGACGGGGUGUGGGCUACGGUGCGCGGGCUCAUGAACCAAGAACUGGAGACUCUGCUUUCGGAACAGAUGACUGCACUGCAGAAGGAAAUUUGCACGGCGUUUCAGGCUUUCCGUCGGGAGUUCGACACAACUUGCGCGGACAAGUUUGGCAGCUCACCAGCGGAACUGGAGUUGCAGCAAGCCUUGCUGGAGAACCUUGAAAAGGCUCGGGAACAUUUGCUAGGCCCCAUGCGGCGUGCCUUUGAUGCGCUGGAGAAGGACCCCAAGUAUAGAUGA
Molecule: messenger RNA, 2166 nt
Organism: Zymoseptoria tritici IPO323
Lineage: Eukaryota; Fungi; Ascomycota; Dothideomycetes; Mycosphaerellales; Mycosphaerellaceae
Exons: 5
Coding region: 1-2166 (721 amino acids)
Source: RefSeq, a predicted model, not a curated record